CAGAAGGUGACUGCCUUUUGCAUAAUCGCAGCGUUGGUUUUUAAUGUUGAGAUCACUCUCUGGGUCUGAUCUGACGCUUUAUAACCAUAGCCAUGCCAACUCUCUUUCUUUCCCACAGUCAAAACUUAGGAACUCUGAUUCAACUGACGACAGUGAAUUGAAAGCAACCAAUACUUGAGAGUAGGUCACCAAAAAGCAUCUUCACGCUUCCCAUUCUGUGUUUCACCCUUUCUUCUUUCGUUCGUAAGCUCCUUAAAAGUUAAAACAACUCUUCUCUUCUUCUUCUUUAUAAACAUACUCAAACCCUUCAACAAUGACCAGAACAAGUUCCAACAAAAAGGAGAGAAAGAAUCGUUCAUGGAUCAUGAAGAUCUCUCCAGAUCACUUCCUCCUCUCAGCCCUCUUUCCCAAUACAUCAAUAGCUCAACUCUCUCAGUUCCCAUAAUAAUGGUGAUCGAGUUGGAUUCCCCAAUAGAAAAGUCUAAGAUGAUUGAGUUCCUCCGCGACGUCUUCGUCCCCAUCAACGAUCGGUUCUCCUCCAUCAUCGUCACCGACAAAAAGGGUGUGCAAAGGUGGAAGAAGGUGGAGAUUACCAUAGAAGACCACAUCUUCUUCCCAACCUUCCCGUCUUCAGGUCAAACCUUGGAGGACUACGAUGCUCUUCUGGACACCUACGUCUCAAAGGUGGCCAUGGAGACAACCUCAGAGGGGGGUCGUCGCCCUCCAUGGGAAGUCCAUGCCUUCACUUACCCAACCAGUAAUGCGAAGGGGACAAUAGUAUUUAAGCUUAGCCAUGCCAUUGGAGAUGGUUACUCCCUCAUGAGUGCCCUUUUUAAUAUUUAUAAGAGAGCUGAUGAUCCUUCUCUUCCAGUGACUAUGCCUAGUGUUGUACCUAGACCCAUAGGAGGAGGAGGGUCUUCAAGGUGGUCCAGAAUAAGGAGCUUUGUUUCGAUGUGUGUUAAUACUGUUACAGAUUCUGCUUUGAGCUUGUUGCAGGCUACCUUGUUGGAGGAUGACAAGACUGUGAUCCGAUCGGGGAAGGUUGGGGUGGAGUUUGAGCCCAUUUCCAUCUCGUCUGUUACCUUUACUCUGGAUCAAAUACGCCAAGUCCAGGACAAGGUUGGAGGAACGACUGUUAAUGAAGUGAUGACUGGGGUGAUAUCGUACGCCAUCCAACUCUACAUUCAGCGAACUGGGAAGGUCUCUAAUGGUGCCACACGCAUGACAGCGUUGGUGGUUGUGAAUGCAAGGAUGUUGAGAGGGUUUAAGACCAUCGCAGAUAUGCUUAAAGCCCACAUAUGGGGGAAUCACUUCAGCUUAUUGCACGUAGCACUUCCAUCCACAUCUUCUGAUCAGGAUCUCAACAACGUUGAUCCCUUGGAGUUCAUCAUCAAAGCCAAGGAUGAACUCAGGCGAAAAAGGAAUUCAAUGGCCCUCUACUUCACUAGCAGGAUAUGGAACAUCAUUAGUAGCUUGAAAGGCCCAGAGGUUGCAGCAGGGUACGUCCAUGCCAUCUUCAAGAACACAAGCAUCUCAAUAUCUAGUUUGAUUGGUCCUUCACAGAAAAUUGUGAUAGCAGAUCAUCCUAUCAACAGUUUCUACUACACUGUCGCGGGCAUUCCUCAGAGCCUCAUAUUCACUAUUGUGAGUUAUAUGGGAAAGCUGAAGGUGGUGGUGAGAACAGAGAGGGAGUUUAUUGAUGCCCAAGUCUUUGUUUCAUGCCUGAAAGAUGCCUUGGAAAAGAUUUCUGAUGCUGCUGAUGAUCACGGAAAGGAUGGAAAGGUUGAAUUCCACUGAGCUAUCUAUAACUUCCUCACACCCAGCUAGUUAUUCAAGUUAUAUAUAAUUGGAUAGUGCAUGAAGUUCCUUUAUUGUAA
Macadamia integrifolia is the source of this 1877-nucleotide messenger RNA. Its product is annotated as wax ester synthase/diacylglycerol acyltransferase 4-like. Gene Ontology annotation, biological process: triglyceride biosynthetic process. Gene Ontology annotation, cellular component: plasma membrane. Bases 358 to 1797 code for a protein of 479 amino acids. The record is from RefSeq and is a predicted model, not a curated record. The transcript is spliced from 4 exons. Lineage: Eukaryota; Viridiplantae; Streptophyta; Magnoliopsida; Proteales; Proteaceae. Gene Ontology annotation, molecular function: diacylglycerol O-acyltransferase activity; long-chain-alcohol O-fatty-acyltransferase activity.